AAAUAAAAGGCUUUUGCCAAAAGCUCAGGAGGGAUGCACAGUCUGGUGGGUGACUGCUCCCACUGACCCGGACCUCCACGCCGGUCGGACCUCCACCCCGGGUCCCACGCACUUGCCUUGGCACGCUGGACUCGCCGGGUUCGACCGCUUUACGUUUCAUUCUCUCACGAUGUGUCUAAAAGAUGCGCAAGCUGUUUGUAGAUGUUGCAGAACACGGCUCGAGGACUGCUUGCCUUGCUCUUGGUGGUGUUGGAGUUGACCCGGCCAAGCCGACCGUCCCCACUGAGACCCCUCUGUGACGGGAGGGUCCUGAACCCUUUCAUUACGGAGGCGCAGGACGCACAUGCUGCCAUGAGGUCAUGUAGAGAAGGAUGUGGCCUGUCCAACGAUGUCACGGUUCCCCAAACCAAAGUCAACUUCGAUGACUGGGAGAAGAAAAGUGCACUGGAGCAAAUCGAGGAGGUGCAGUCCGGCCUGUGGCUUCUACAACAGGCCUUCAGCUUCCUAAGAACCUCUGUCACCAACACGGCGCUGCACGGCCACAUAGACAACUCCCUCAGCAACCUGCUCAGCAUCAAGAAUCUGCUGCGCCGUCACAACAUCCAGGAAUAUACCACACCAGCAAGUACCGCUGAGCUCAAGGAUACAUGGACGGUGUCCUCGGCAGCGGAUGUGCUUCAAAACUAUAUCAUAUUCUUGCGGGGCAAAGUGCAACUCCUUCUUUCGGGCACACAGGCUUGUCGGCCGGAUGGCAGCUGAUCGGCUGCCCUCCCUACUCCGGGCGAAGCCAAUUUGUGUUUCCAAAGGCAAAAGAGGAGGGACUUGACACUGUUGACAUGCACCCUUUGACGGUGGACCCGGCCGUCCUCACGUGAGCGGAAGAGGGGAAAGGACAGUCCGAUCCAGGCUGCGGAUGAACGGGGAGACGAUAGCACCUUGGAAUGUAGAAGUAACCCAUGAACACGGUGAAGAACAAAAUGACCAAAAAGAAAAAUGAGGCCUUUGGGAAGCACUGCUCCAAAAGCUGUUCUACUGGCACUCUCUUGCACUUAUGUGUGUGUGGAUGUACUUCUGUCUAAGUCGAGCGUGCGAGUUUGAAUGGGUUUGUUUCCAGUGAGAUUGACCCCUCCCACUCUUCAGAGUGAAACCCCCAGCAAAUAUAGUUGUCAGACUCUGAGGUCACGACAGAGCAUUCAUACCCAAUACCACUGCAAAAAGUCACAAAUAUUUACAAGGUCUCACCCCACAGCCCUUUAACUUCACCCCACAGAAACACUCGUCUUCUAAGGUUUCUUGUUUGUUCGCAGAAUAUUUUAAUAUAUUUUUUAACGGUUGUGUAAUUUAUACAGAUUUUCUACUUUUAAAGCUCAAGACGUAUUGUUGGUGUCGGGCUCUCCUUGCCUUGUUCACUUGAACACAUUCGCAAUGGGCUUUGACACCGUUUGCACUGGCACGCUGCUGUCUUCCUUCUUAUAGACGGGGUGGACCCCACUUGCUGUUACUGUUUCUUCCUUCAAAAGUCACAGCCAAAGACUAAAACGUUGACACAGAGGCUCGGAGGCAGUGAGCGCCAGUGAGGAGGAGGGUCACACGAGAGCUGCGAAGCCGUUUCCCAAUCAACACACCGAUGGCGAGACUGUCGGAGUCUUCCAGCUCUUACAUUUAACAUCCUGGCAAAAAAAGUGUCCAGCUCUGACAUUUAACAUCCUGUGAGGCUCUAAUUGCAAACAGUUUCCCAGAACGUGACGCUAGAGCCUCCGUUGUUCGUCAUGAAACGGCAGACAGGCAAUCAGUUAGUCCUGGGAACUUGGGGUUUUCUAUCAAAUGGAAGCUCAACUGUUUCAGACUAGUUAAGUGGUCUUCCUUGUUUUCUUCCGUAUUUUUAUAUCACGUUGUGCAAGUGCAAGAUGUUUUUAAGGAUGUUUUUACAUGUUUUCUUUCCUGUUAUUUCCCCCCCGCUAUAACUGUAUAAUUUGCUAUUUAAAUACAAAAACAUUAUUCUUGGAUAAAGAGAGGAUAGACGGAAAAACAACAAGGGGAAGUCUCUCCAUUUCAUUAUUUAUGUUUGUCUUUUCAGGUCAGUGGAGGGAAUGAGCUAAAUACAAGUGUUCUCAGACCUCGCUGCUCUUAAACACAUCCAGCUCUGAUUUUCCUGCCUUUUAUAAAGACCUGAUAGUGAAAGAAGAACACAACUCACAAGCAAAUUUGAUUUUAUUUCAUCGUGUUCUAGAUAACGGUCAACGACAUCCAUUCUAACCAAAGGGAACAACAGCAGUUAAACGACACAAAGCCAAAUAUAGGAAUCAGAUUCCUUGACCCUCAGCUGAACCCAUGUUAUAGACCAGGUUAAGGAAAAGACUGUGAUAUUAUUUUGCAGAGGGAUAACAUCCUGCGAGCCUGACUGACAUCUAGUGGACACUGACAACACCUGCUAGACACAUUAACUUAUGGUUUCUCAGUUUUCCACUUAUUUGUUUCUUUCAAAACAUGAAACUAAACCCUUGCGCAGACCUUUGGGUGUUCAAAUUAAAGAUACUUUUAAGUUUACAUUUCACAUGUAAAAGUGCAUGAAAUUAACACAAUUAAAUUACACUGAGGUUUCACCUUAACACCACUGCUGCUGCUUCAACACAUGCAAACUUAAAAAGGCAAGACACAGCACAUGACAAAAGUAACAGCACUAUAUAUUCAGACAAGUACGGCUGCCCGUGGCCACAUGGUUGAGUGAUACAAUCACACACUGUAAGCUUGUCUGCUCCCUUCUGCAGUGCUCUGCCAUUAAAUGACACCACCAUAACAGCCCCCACCAACCAUGUUAGCUGGUCUCCUGGGGAACGCUGCCACUCUGCCCCACGCUGGGCAGACCUCAUUCAUGUCACUGAGGGUCCGGGUAGAAAACCUUGAUAUGAAUAGCCGAGUUGUUGCGUGUGCGCGUCAUGGGCUCCCCGGCCUCGUCGGGAUCCUCAGGCUCCAGGUCAUCCACCAGCUCCACCGUGGAGGUGUUGGCCGCCAGCUGCAGCGCCCCCUGGCUGGUGGCCUGCAGCUGAAGGGCAAUGUUGAUGGCCCGGUUGAUGGCGAGGCCCAGGCCGUGGACACAGAUCUCCCUGUGACCCCCGCCCUCCAGGAGCUUCUGACAGCGAGCCAGCUGAGCACGGAAAUCCGUCUUCAUGUUGACGUAGACGUCGUUGCGUCUCUUCGGGAGUUUGCGGGGGAGACGCUUCCUAAGGGUGUACUCCACAGGGUCCAUGUCCACCGCCGGCAAGGUGGAGUCUGUGUGUGCUGGGGCCGCCUGCGGGAUGGAGGACGUCCCUGGAUUGCGUGGCUCCGUCAUGUUUGUCUGGGUCAGUUACGGCAGCGGCUGCCGCCUAAUGAUGAAGCUGUGGGAACAGAGACAUUUUAUCAAAACGAAAAUUAAACUACAUUCUUUCAUCAUCUCAAAGUUGGCAGAAUUAUUACAUUUUCAUUGAAUCGUUUGCACACAAGGAAAAGCAACAGAACCUCACUAGGAAUCAUAAAUAGCUACAAUUUCACUUUAUAUUUAAAUCAAAUCAACAAAUGUUCUCAGCUCCACCUCAUAAAUUGAAAUAUUGUGAGUUUCUUACAUAAUUUAAUUAAAAAAGUCAAACUUUCAAUGUCAGCACUAUUACCCAUGAUUGUCUGCA
Limanda limanda (common dab) is the source of this 3662-nucleotide messenger RNA. It is a transcript of the gene epoa, whose product is annotated as erythropoietin a. Bases 202 to 759 code for a protein of 185 amino acids. Gene Ontology annotation, cellular component: extracellular region. Gene Ontology annotation, molecular function: hormone activity; erythropoietin receptor binding; cytokine activity. The transcript has 5 exons. The record is from RefSeq and is a predicted model, not a curated record. Gene Ontology annotation, biological process: nucleate erythrocyte development. NCBI's taxonomy places the organism in Eukaryota, Metazoa, Chordata, Actinopteri, Pleuronectiformes, Pleuronectidae.